This is a messenger RNA of Schistocerca serialis cubense, 3962 nucleotides long. RefSeq names its product calphotin. The transcript has 19 exons. NCBI's taxonomy places the organism in Eukaryota, Metazoa, Arthropoda, Insecta, Orthoptera, Acrididae. The coding region runs from base 521 to 3544 and encodes 1007 amino acids. The record is from RefSeq and is a predicted model, not a curated record.
CAGCACGCCGCACCGAGCAGUCGCUGCCUCACUACCUGACCUGCCGCACCGCACGCACAGUCAGAUCCUCACUGCGUAGUCCAGAGCCUAAACAGCACCAGCCAACGCAGAGAUCCCUCUAGCUGCCAAUUUUUGCUGAUAUACACAGAGUACACCUCCGAGAAACGCGUACUUCGUGGCCACCCAACUGUGGUCCUGCCUGGUUCUGAAAGGAACGAUUACGACGCAGGUGUCACAGUGUGCGUGGAUGAAGAGCGGUUCCUGUCUAGCCGUCGCCAACUGAGUGGUUAUCACUCAAGAAGAGGCAGCCGGGUAUAGGGGAUUCACUCAUUCAACGAGCUGCAGAGGUGGAGAGACUUGGUUACUGGUAAACUGCGCAAUCCGUGACAUCUGUUGACUGCAAGAAAGAUACCGGUUUACCUUGAAGGCAACUUACAGGUUACCGGAGCCGUCGACCACACGUGGCUGCGUGCAGAUAAUGUGCUAAGUGUCUCUUCCCUCAAGUGGAAAAGAAUUAACAAUGGAUCCCCUCGUCUUCAUCAUCUGUCUUCUUCAAGUGUGCGCGGCGCAGGGCCCCGUCUACGUGAACCCCGGCUCCGGGGGCGGCCAGCCGGCUGCGGUGCAGAGCACGGGGUCGGCGCCACUGGUCACUCAGACGGUGUACGGCUUCCUCGACUUCACGACCACGAUCGGCAACACCGUCAUGAUCUUCUCGCCGCAGAGCGCCCCGCCGCCAGGAGCUGCGCCGACCCCGAAACAGACCACGAAGACGACCGUGAUCGAGACUCGACCGCCGACCGCCAGCAGCGCAGCGCCGCCCGCGGCCAUCAAACCCAGCAAGACUGUCUCCAGCGACCCCACGUCGGACAAGAAGGCCCGGCCAGCCUCCAACGUGGAGGUGCGCGUCGGCGCUCCGGCCACAGUCGUCUUCUCCAGCGUGGUCGAAGUGCGCAAGCCGGCCGCCUCCAGCAAGGUGCAGGUGCUGACCGGGCCCGCAUCCAGCGAGGUCCACGUCCAGAACAGGCCGCCCUCCAGCGUCGUCCACAUCGUCAAGGCGCCGGUGAGCAAGGUGGAGGUCCGCGGUCCCGCGCCGAGCGCCAGCCCUGUGCCGAGGCCCAAAUCGCCGCCCUCGAGCGUGGUCGAAGUGCGCGGCGGCGCCUCCAGCGUCGUCUUCUCGCCCGCGUCGCGGCCGCCCCCGCAGCUGCUGUCCUCCGUGGUCGAGGUGCUCUCCAGCUCCUCCAGCGACGACGAGCCGGCGCUCCUGCUCGGCGACAACGCCCUAGAGCCCGAGUACGACUUCCUCUCCAGGCAGCCCUCGGAGGUCGUCGACGAGACCUAUAAGGUGAUCAACUUGAAGCCCAGCAGCAAGUUCCACCUGAAGGGACGCCAGUCGUCGAGCGUGCACCCGAACCACAAGUCGUCGAGCAAGCACGUGCUCGUCAGCUCGACGCGGCCAGGCUCGUCACCCAAGGUGCGGCCGACGCCCGUUUCGUCCUCUGCGCGCAUCCUCAAGACGGCGGCGCCGCGUCCGCGCCCUCAGGCGCAGCAGCUGGAGCCGACGCCGGUGGCCGGGACGCUGGCCGACGAGACGGCCGCCCUGCCCCUGGAGGCGCUCUUCAGCUCGGCGCCGGGCCUCACCCGCAACCAGCGCCGGCCGGCGCACCACCGACCGGGCAAGCACGACGAGGCCGCCGACGAGGCGCACGUCGCCCCCAGCGCCGCCCACGGCAGCCACGGCAAGCACGGCAAGAAGCACUCCUCCGCCCGCCAGCAGGCCGCCAGCGCCGUCAGGCCCACAUCCACCCAGAGGUCCGGCUUCCGCUCCACCAAGACAGGGUCGGGUAACAGCCGCUACUCGAGGCCCGAGGUGUCGACCGUGUCGGUGGUGCACGAGACCAGCACAGUGGCGGCGGGGCGCCGCGGGCAGAACCGCGACGCGGGGGCGGCCGCGUCCUCCGCGGCAGAGCACGCCUCCGCCGGUACCAGCGUGUACAAGUUCAAGCUGAACCGGCCGAGCGGCCGCUGGCAGUACAAGACGACGCCCAAGCCGCGCGUCACCAUCCGGCGCGGCCAGCAGGAGGACGAGGAGAACGGCGUGGCCCCGGCCCAGGCCACCCCGCAGCUGCCGCCGCUGCAGCCCGAGCCGCAGGCACUCUCGAGGGCCGACACCGACGCCGACCACGACCUGGAAGGACCGUUGCCCCAGGGCGAGACGGAGCAGCAGCUGGCGUCUGAGGACAGGGCGGCACUGGUCUCCAGCCCAGACGGAGACGCCUCCCCACCGGUAGCCGAGACCAUCAAAGUCGAGAUUUCCACUCCCGCUGACUUCAAGGACGUCUACUACGAGAUAGCCACCAUCAAAUCGCCGUACACAUUCCAGGUGGGCACGGUGCGCAACACGCGCUUCAUCACGGUGACGUCGACGUUCGAGCGCCUGCUGGAGCCCAGCAAGACCGAGGCGCCCGGCACUGCGCCUGGAGGCGUGCCGACGGCGGCGCCCGCCCCCGCACCGGAGAACAUCCUCUCGCUGGAGGGCAGCCUGCCGCUGGAGGCGGGCAUGGCCACGCUGCCCGUGCUGACGCUGUCGCCCGGCACCGAGACGCCGCCGCUGCACACCACCACCGAGACCUUCAGCACGACCACGCUGCUGCUCAAGACGCACGUCCUGCCCAUCGUCGCCCCUGCCGGCAACACCACCAGCAGGUACACGCUGGUGCAGUCGUACCAGGUGACGCGUCACGUGACUGCGACACGCACGCUGCCGCCGACGCACCUCUUCCAGUUCGAGGCGAGCCGCGCGCUCACCGACCUGAGCUCGCACCUCGAGGAGGCGGGCUCCGAGCUGCACCUCGAGCUCGACCUGUCCGACAACCACCAGCAGGACGGGCAGCUGGGCCGCGAGGACCACGCGCGACCCAAGAAGGCGCCCACGCCCGCGCUGCUGCUCGACGCCGCCAACAACCCUCCACAGCCCCAGCUGACUCCGGAGCAGCUGCAGCAGCUGGCUCUGCUGCGCUACCUCAACCCCGGUGCGGCGGCGGCGCUGCCGCAGGUGGUGACCACGUCGCGGCCCGUCCUGCGCAUCGAGACGAUCUUCGACUCGCACGUGGUGCCCGUGUACGACGGCCAGAGCACCGUCUUCAGCACGAUCCGCCGGCCCGUGGCCACCGUCAGCAAGACCGAGUUCGAGUACGGCACCGCCACGGUGGCGCCGCAAGCGCCCGCGCCGCAGCCGCCGCUCAACCCGCUCAACCCUCUGGCGCCGUUCAACCCGCUCAACCCGCUGCAACCGCAACAACAGUUCGCAGUCACCUCGACGCCAGUUGUCACGCAAACGGUGGUCACCGAGACGGAGAGCAAGAUCCUGAAACUGACGUUCGGCGCAAAGACGGCGUACACGACCCUGACGUCGACGCGCGUUGUGCCGACGCUGCUGACGACGUACGUGACGACGUCCGUUCCCGUCCAGGCGACGGCGCCGCCGGCCGCCGCUUUCCCGGGAUUCUUCCCGUCGCCGUACGCACAGUUCCCGUUCGUCGGCUGAGCGCGUAGCCCGAGCGGGGGCGAAAUCGGCGCCCGAUGCCUGAAGCGGCUCUUCGAGUCGCCGCUACACUCGUCGCAUCGCAGGACACAUCUCGCAGCCGCCCACCGCGACACAUAGCGCUUGCUCAAAAGACGUGCCGUCACAUCGCUGCAUCCCUCUCACAGUGUCGCGGUCAAGUGAUGUGUCUGCGAAGACGGACAUUCAACAGUGUACGCUUUCUGUCAACCCGAAAUACGUCCGCAGUUACCUGUUCAACCUUACUCAACCGUGCUCAGCCAGUGUUCUGGCUCCGCACAACCAUACGUUCGAACGAUAAACGUUAUCGCUGCGUACCAAACCAAAUGUGAGUUAGGUUGUGAAGCAACGAAUCUUCAGCAUCGAAUCAUACGUACUUUCUUCACUUGAGUGUCAUCGGUGG